Molecule: messenger RNA, 1032 nt
Organism: Purpureocillium lilacinum
Lineage: Eukaryota; Fungi; Ascomycota; Sordariomycetes; Hypocreales; Ophiocordycipitaceae
Source: RefSeq, a predicted model, not a curated record
AUGCACUUGAGCUACGUCCUUGCUUUCCUGGUGCAGGCCGCUGCGUUUGUCGCCGCGGCAGAUGAGCCACCAAAGGUCAAAUGGACCCUUCACAAGAACGGAGACAAGGCGCUUCGUGAUGCCAUCCUCUUGGGAAUGGAAACCACCAAGGAUCGCGCCGUGGCUGCGUCCACCAAGAUCCUAGACACCGGCAACGAAAAGGUGCAGGCGGCCGUCAAGUUGCUUCUUGGCGGCGAUGCUGAGAAAGCAAAGGCUGUUAGUGAACAGUUCAAGCUGUACAAUGGUCUGGAGGGGCCAAUAGGGGCGCCCUCGGACAAGAACGCCCUGACUGGGGCCAUCUACCUCGACUCUGAUGCUUGGAAGGCGGUGGCAAAGGACAAUGACAAACAUUACCUCAACUUUGUCAUUUACUGCGCACCGGAUAUCCUCGAAGAGAGGGAUGAGUGGGGUAACAGGAUCUGGACAGACUUCGGACGCCAGCGACAGUUCACCUUGGGCGGUUCGACGCUGGUGCAGAUGAAGACCGAAGCGGACAAUAAUGCCUGGAACAACCCCAAGUCCAAGAUUCUGGGCCUCACGGAAACAGACAAGCCUGGAGAGCGGGAGAAUGGCCUCCCCAGGGGCGACCUUAAGAAGAUUGCCGAGACCAUCACGCUCCACCCGCUCUGGUUACGAGAGAUGAAGGACCACGCAUAUGACCUGCUGACGGCCGAGAAGCUCGCGGACAUCAAGAAGCCGUCGGCUUGGCGGACGUUCCUCCAGCGCCUCAAGGAUGCGGAGCCCGAGGCGCGGCCCAUCGACGCCCUGAUGGGACUCGAGGGGACUCUACACCACGAGACUUACCACUUGACCUCGUUUGGCAAGCUGCUGGACAUGCCCGAGGGCGCCGGCGCAUAUGGCUGGGUCAACAACCAAAAGACCAAGAACAUCAAGAAUCCGGAUCUUCUGGCGUACCUGGCGCUCAUCAUUGACCUCGUGGAGAACAAGAGCUGCAAGAUCAACGAGAGGGGCGAGGUGACGCCCCCCUCGUGA